Anguilla anguilla (European eel) is the source of this 2747-nucleotide messenger RNA. RefSeq names its product signal recognition particle 72 (gene srp72). NCBI's taxonomy places the organism in Eukaryota, Metazoa, Chordata, Actinopteri, Anguilliformes, Anguillidae. Gene Ontology annotation, molecular function: ribosome binding; protein binding; 7S RNA binding. The record is from RefSeq and is a predicted model, not a curated record. The coding region runs from base 58 to 2067 and encodes 669 amino acids. The transcript has 19 exons. Gene Ontology annotation, cellular component: signal recognition particle, endoplasmic reticulum targeting. Gene Ontology annotation, biological process: SRP-dependent cotranslational protein targeting to membrane.
UCUAUGGUGUUUCGGAAGUGAUAGAGAAGCUCUUCCGCUGUGUCUCGUGCUGGGAAGAUGGCGAGUGGUGGAGCAGCAGUGGCUUCCCUGUGGACCGAAGUAAAUCGCUGCGGACAGAAUGGGGAUUUCACACGGGCUCUGAAAUCCGUCAAUAAAAUUUUACAGGAAUGUAAAGAUGACGUGACUGCUCUGCAGUGUAAAGUCGUUUGCCUUAUCCAGAACAGCUGCUUCAAGGAGGCGCUCAAUGUCAUUAGCACCCACACAAAAAUACUCGGCAGUGAUGUCAUUGCCUUUGAGAAGGCGUACUGUGAAUACAGGCUCAACCGUGUGGAAAACGCCCUGAAGACGAUUGAAAGUGCAGCUGAGCAGACAGACAAGCUGAAGGAGCUCUAUGGCCAAGUGUUGUACAGACUGGAGCGUUACACGGAGUGUCAGGCCGUGUACAGGGACCUGAUCAGGAACUCGCAGGAUGACUAUGAGGAGGAGAGGAAGACCAAUCUGUCGGCCGUGAUGGCGGCGAUCAGCACCUGGGAGAAGGCCACUCCAGAUGACCUGGGCUUGCCUGAAACCAGCUAUGAGCUCUGCUACAACUCGGCCUGUACUCUGAUUGGCCAGGGCAAGCUUCCGGAAGCCAUGAAAAAGCUGAGAGAGGCCGAGGAGCUCUGCAGAUUGUCCUUGUCAGAGGAUUCAGAUAUGACUGAGGAGGACAUAGACUCGGAGCUGGCUGUGAUCCACUCUCAGAUGGCUUACAUCAUGCAACUGCAGGGGAGGACUGAUGAAGCUCUGCAGCUCUACAACCACGUUAUCAAACUAAAGCCAACGGAUGUGGGAUUACUGGCUGUGACUGCUAACAACAUCAUUACAAUAAACAAGGACCAAAAUGUGUUUGACUCUAAGAAGAAGGUGAAGCUAACUAAUGCAGAGGGAGUGGAGCACAAGUUGGCCAAGAAGCAGAUACGGGCCAUAGAGUUCAACAAGGCCUUACUGGCUAUGUACACUAAUCAGGCUGACCAGUGCCGUAAGCUGUCGUCCAGUCUUCAGUCUCAGAACCCGGGCCAUCCCCGACCGGUACUGAUCCAGGUGGCCCAGCUCUGCAGGGAGAAGCAGCACGCCAAGGCCAUCGAGCUGCUGCAGCGCUUCUCAGAGCAGCACCCAGAGAGCGCGUCUGAAAUCAAACUGACCAUGGCACAACUCUACUUAACUCAAGGUCAUGUGACAAAAGCGUGUGACAUUUUGAGAUCGGUUGAAGAAUUUAAGCACAAGCCAGGGAUGGUCUCUGCUCUGGUUACAAUGUACUCUCACGAGGAGGACGUUGACAGUGCUAUAGACGUCUUGAGCCAAGCCAUUCAGUAUAACCAGGCAGAACAGCCUGGGUCCUCUGAGCAUCUUUCUCUCAUUCGCGAAGCCGCCAAUUUCAAACUGAAGUACGGCAGGAAGAAGGAGGCCAUUAGUGACCUGGAACAGCUGUGGAAGCAGAACACCAAUGACAUCCACACUCUGGCCCAGCUCAUCUCUGCUUACUCUUUGGUGGAUCAGGACAAAGCAAAAUCACUGAGCAAGCACCUCCCCUCCCCCGAGUCCAUGUCCUUCAACGUGGAUGUGGACGAGCUGGAGAACUCGCACGGGGCCACCUACGUCCGCAAGAAGGCCGCCAAAGUGACGGGCGAGAACCCGCCCAAGGAGGAGGGACAAGGGGAUGUGAAGAAGAAAACGAAGAAGAAAAAAAGCAAGCUGCCGAAGAACUACGACCCCAAAGCGACCCCUGACCCCGAGCGGUGGCUGCCAAUGAGAGAGCGGACUUACUACCGUGGCAGGAAGAAGGGCAAGAAGAAGGAGCAAGUGGGCAAAGGAACCCAGGGGGCCACGUCCGGAGCCGCCUCCGACCUGGACGCCAGCAAGACGGCCAGCAGCCCGCCCACUUCCCCGAGGCCGGGCUCGGCUGCGGCCGCGGCCGCGGCGCCUUCCAGCAACGUGGUGCCGCCCCGGCAACAGAAGCCGGCAGCCUCGGGCGCCACGCGGAAAAAGCCCCAGCAGAAAAAGAAGAAAGGAGGAAAGGGAGGCUGGUAACAGCACGUGGACACGCCCCCCUAGAAACCACAGGGACACGCCCCAUAGCAACCACACAGGGACACGCCCCGUAGCAACCACAGGGACACGCCCCCUGGCAAAUGGGAGGAGGAGCUCUGCCUCCAUCCUCGGUCUCAACUACAGAGUUCACACGGAAGGGAUGGAAGCCAGUCACAAGCUUUCCUGUUUUUAAUGUAUUUUUUUAAACAUCCGAAUAACGGUGUUACUCCAUAUUACUGCACAGAUGUAGAGUAAUCUCUUUAUUGUAGCCAUUUCUGCCAUUUUUCUUCUUUUUGUUUUUUGAGGAUGCAGUUUGCAGGAAAAAAUUCUAUUGGGUCCCCCGCCCCCCCAGUAAUUUAAAUGGUACAUUUAAAAUGCUGCCUAUAGUCAAUAUUUUUCCCUCCUUAUAUGCCUGCAUGUUCCACAUGACACAUUAGGCCUUUUUGUCAUUUUUGUAAUUGACCAAAUGAAGAAAUACUGCAUAUGCAAUGUUAAAAUAUAUUUAUUUUUAAAAUUCCCUACAUAGAAUACAUCUGAAGUAUAAUUUCAGAAAUAUGAUAUCUGGAUGUUGUACUUUGUAAAUUGUAUGGGGAACCAACCAAAAUAAUGAACCGGGCAGAAGGUAGGCAGAGUCUUUGGUGCGUGCACAAUAAAUUUGGUUCCUUGACAACCAUCUUUAA